Molecule: messenger RNA, 4797 nt
Organism: Periophthalmus magnuspinnatus
Lineage: Eukaryota; Metazoa; Chordata; Actinopteri; Gobiiformes; Gobiidae
Gene: glsa
Product: glutaminase a
Exons: 18
Coding region: 1469-3142 (557 amino acids)
Biological process (GO): L-glutamine catabolic process
Molecular function (GO): glutaminase activity; protein binding
Source: RefSeq, a predicted model, not a curated record
CGUGGACUGUCGUGAUUUCUCUGAGUGCGCACGUCCGGUACGGCGCGUGCACAGCUCGAGGCGUCACGGCAGCGCGUGACGUAGGUUGACCUUUGUCCUCUGACAACUUUGAUUAUACUCAUCUGCUCCUCAUCCUGUGCCCGGGAUCAACGAGAGGAAGAAACUCACUAACAAAACUCUGUGUCUCUCUUGUCCAACUGGACAGUUCAGUCAGAUUCAGGGUCAACCUUUUGACUGCCUCUGUCACGUUGCCUUUAUAAAGCUGUUCCAGUGUAAUAGCUUUAUUAAGGCAUCGUGGCAGUGUGAGCUGAUUAAUUUUAUUGUGCAAUAUUUAACUUUAACCAAUCAUAAUGAAGUGUUUAACCUAUAACUGCUGUUUUUUGUCAGCAGAGAGUGCUCUCUUUACACUCUCUUCUCACAUGGAUGUAAUAACUGUAUGAUUAUGUGUAGCUGUCUGCAGUAGUCCUGCUGCUGUGAUGAGGAGCCCAGUGUCUGCAGGAGGUGUGGGGGCUGUACUCUGCUUAAUAAGGCCUUCUUUUAGACUGGAUAACACUCAAAUCGCAGUUCUCCUCCCACUGCAGUUUGUCCUGAUUCCACAUGAAAACGUGCUGGCACAGAGCCAGCCUCUGCACAGCCCCCAGCUCAUGAGUCAGAGAACAGGCAAAGCUCUAUCACCGCAGCUCCACAUCCGUGCAGGAUGUGCUACGGUCCUGACAUCUGGAAACUCAGCACUUCACACACUUUAAGUCAGAACACAUGUCAGCACAAUCCCUUUCACACCACUGAUGGCAUUAUUAUGCUAAACUUCACAGUAAGCACUAAGCAUGUGGUAUCACAUGAGUUAUUACCUGUGUCAUUAUUGUUAUACAAUAUAGGAAACAGUUAAUUUGCAUAAUCUAUUUCUUCUACAUGGAAUGUUGUGAAAAAUACUUGAUAUUGAAAAAUACUAUUAAAUGUAUUAUAUAAAAUGCAGAGGUCCUCUGAAUAAGCACAGUUGUGUACCACUGCACCACAUGUCAUUCCCUUCACUUACUGACACUGGAGAGUCCAGUCUAGUGUUGUGCAGCUACAUUAAAGUCCGCCAUCUGUCUCCCCAUGAACUACAGCUGUACAUGCACUAAAAUAAUGACCAUUUAGUAUUUCUUAUUAUUAGCACUAAUGGCUUAUGAUGCAAUAUGAGAAUGUAAAUAUGUAAUGUAAAUAUCAUCUGUAACAUAACUUGAAAGAUAAACUAGUAAGCUAGAACACUAUCCACUGAGGUCAAGUGACGGGCAUCUCCCUGUGUCCCAAAUAAAGUUAAAAUUAAGUUUUUUGAGGUGCCCUUCAUGGAAAAGUGCUUCGGAUAUGUUUUCUAAUUGUUUAAUAAAACGUUCAUACAUUCAUAUGGAUGCGGUAAUAAGCCCUUGUGAGGAUUUGUAGCAGCACUGUGCACUGAUAAAGCCUGCUUGUAUUUGUACCUCUCUUACUAAUGUGCGUUUAUUCCUGUGUUCUGUUCCUGUUGUUGGUCUACUAUGCUUUGCCUUUGCGAAGGAAGGCUGGCAUCCUGCCCAGCCUGGAGGACCUGCUCUUCUACACCAUCGCAGAGGGACAGGAGAAGAUCCCAGCGCAUAAGUUCACCACCGCUCUUAAGUCCACUGGGCUGAGAACUGGAGACCCUCGACUCAAAGAAUGUAUGGAGAUGCUCAAGGUGACUGUGAAGACCACGUCAGAUGGAGCUCUGGACCGACACCUCUUCAAGAAAUGUGUUCAGAGCAACAUAGUCCUGCUGACCCAAGCCUUCAGGAAGAAGUUUGUCAUUCCAGACUUCCAGCCUUUCUGUGCACACAUUGAUGAGCUGUACGAUAACGCCAAGAACCUGUCAGGAGGACAGGUAGCAGAUUACAUUCCCCAGUUGGCCCGCUUCAGCCCAGACCUGUGGGCUGUGGCUCUGUGUACUGUGGAUGGACAGAGACACACAGUUGGCGACACCAAAGUUCCCUUCUGUCUUCAGUCGUGUGUGAAACCUUUAAAAUAUGCCAUCGCUGUCCAUGACCACGGCACAGAGUAUGUCCACCGCUUCAUCGGCAAAGAGCCCAGUGGUCUGCGCUUCAACAAGCUCUUCCUCAAUGAAGAUGAUAAACCACACAACCCAAUGGUUAAUGCUGGAGCUAUUGUCUGCACCUCCCUCAUAAAGCAAGGGGCCAGUAACGCAGAGAAGUUUGAUUAUGUUAUGAACUUCAUGAACAAACUGGCUGGAAACGAGUAUGUGGGCUUCAGCAAUGCCACGUUCCAGUCAGAGCGGGAGUCUGGAGACAGAAACUUUGCCAUCGGCUACUACCUGAAAGAGAAAAAGUGUUUUCCAGAGGGCACAGACAUGACAUCGAUUCUGGACUUCUACUUCCAGCUGUGCUCCAUUGAGGUGACCUGUGAGAGUGCCAGCGUCAUGGCGGCCACACUGGCCAACGGCGGCUUCUGUCCAAUCACAGGAGAGCGUGUGCUGAGCCCGGAGGCGGUGAGGAACACUCUGAGCCUGAUGCACUCCUGUGGCAUGUACGACUUCUCAGGGCAGUUUGCCUUCCAUGUGGGACUGCCCGCUAAAUCCGGGGUGGCUGGUGGGAUCCUGCUGGUAGUUCCAAAUGUCAUGGGCAUCAUGUGCUGGUCUCCUCCUCUGGACAAACUGGGCAACAGUGUGAGGGGCAUCCAGUUCUGCACGGACCUCGUUUCUCUUUGUAACUUCCAUAACUAUGACAAUCUAAGACACUUUGCAAAGAAGUUGGAUCCUCGACGAGAGGGAGGGGACCAGAGGGUAAAGUCUGUCAUUAACUUACUGUUUGCUGCCUACACUGGAGAUGUGUCUGCUCUAAGGAGGUUUGCCCUGUCUUCCAUGGACAUGGAGCAGAGGGACUAUGACUCCAGAACAGCUCUACAUGUGGCCGCAGCAGAAGGUCAUGCUGAGGUAGUGCGCUUCCUACUGGAGGCCUGUAAGGUCAACCCGGUGCCCAAAGACAGGUGGGGCAACACUCCUAUGGACGAAGCCGUGCAUUUUGGUCACCAUGACGUUGUGACUAUCCUGAGAGAUUACCACAACAAAUACAGCCCCUCAGACAGCAGCACCAGCAAGGACAAGCAGAGUGCUGAGAAGAACCUCGAUGGGAUGCUCUGAGUGAACCCUCCUACACGCACACUACACCACACAUUGGACCCCAGGACCAGGGGACCUACAUAAGCACACUACAGGGAUGAUUCCUCCACACCCUUCAGUACACCCUCCAGUAUCCUCUGUACUCAGUGUUGUCCUGUACUUUAGAUGUAGCCAAACACUGUUUUGGACCAGCUCUGGUCUUUGUUUUGUUUGAAUUUCUGUUAAGCAGAGUUUCCAUAGGAGAGGUACAGUAUGGAAGGGCUGGGCUUGGUAAAAUUUGAGGAGGUUAAUAUUGUAAGAAUGAAACAGCUGCGUCUGAAGCUCUUGGUUUCACCUGUAUCAAGAUUUAUUUAAGCUAGUGAACUGCACUUUUAGAUUGGGCUCCAUUAGUUGAAGUGGGAGAGAGUCACAGUUCAGUGAUUCACUGCAUCUCCUGAGCCUUCCUGUACUGUAGUACCUACUGCUAUGGAGGCUGCCCCCAUGUGGCCAGAUGGAUCAUGGCAAAACUUGUUUCUUUUUGUGUGUGUGUGGAUUUUUGUCUCAUCACCAUCACAUGAUGGAAUGUACUUUCUUUAACACAGUGUGAUGUGUGUAUGUAUUUAUGAUAUGUAUAACUGUAUAUUGAUGUAGUGUGAAUAUUCAGAAAGGUAGUUUGUAAAUAAAUAUGUUUAGAUGUAAAGAUGUCAGUGAAACUGAAGCAUUCUGAUUCUACAUUUGACUUGACUUCAAAUAUAGACACUAUUUAAAGAUUAUUGAUGCUCUUAUACAUAUGCUCCUCAGAGACUGCUUACUGAGAGUGAGCAGCUGAUUAGGAUUUCUAAGCAUGCUAUUAAUACUACUAAUGAAAUAUUUGAAACAGUAUGAACAGUUAACCAUACUUUUUUCAAAUUAUGAGUGUGUGAAACAGCCCUCUGAGGAGCACAUGGUGACAGCAUAUAUGAAUUAUAUUUUCUUUUCCUCUCUGCAGAAAAUAGAUAAUUAUGCCUUCAAAAUGUGCAGAUGUUUAAUACAUUGUUUUUGUUUGUUUUGUUUCCAAAGAUUUGUCACUGUUCAUGUGUUUAAUUAUGUGCUGUUUAUUUCUUUUUCAACUGUAGUAUUUUUGUACUUUUGUUUUGUAUGUCUUUUAGUGAUGGUAUUAGAUCAGGGUAUGGUGACAGUGAAAGCGCUACAUAUCAACUCGUACACUGCCAGCUGUCUUCAGCGCCCUUUCAUUUCUGUCUCAAUUAUUGACCAACAGUGAGUUUGUGAGGUUCAUAUUUGAAUGACUGAUGGCUUUUGGACGGCAGCUUCUGGACUAAUGCAAUGUAUGUAAGAAUUAUAACAAAUUCUGCCAAAGCAAUCCCUAACACGUUUUAUGAAGCACUGAGUUUUUUGUGUGUUGGCAAAAUGGAUGUUGUUUCUUAGACCAUUUAUAAAAUCUACACAUUGACGUUUUCAAAUUUAAACUUGUAAAAGUUCUCAAAAGCACAAAGCGCCAGCAAUAUCAUGUACGAUUGUUUGCUUAGUAGUGGCUUACUGGUUUAUUCUGCAUUGUCCAGUGGUGGUUGUCUGUAUUUAAUAAUUGAUAAUGAAUUAUUCUGAAUGUAUGUUUUUAUGUAAACAUUUGCUGCUUUUUUUGUGAGUAACUAUGUGCUACACUAACAUUAUUAUUUUAAAUUAAAAGACCGAAAAAUAUU